AUGGCGGGAGGGAAAGCGAAGAAGGAGAAGGCGAAGCCGCAGCAGCACAUGCCAUAUCAGGGAGGAAUCUCCUUCCACAAAUCGAAGGGGCAGCACAUUCUCAAAAAUCCAUUGCUUGUUGACUCCAUCGUUCAGAAAUCCGGCGUCAAACCCACCGACGUCGUCCUCGAGAUCGGUCCUGGCACUGGAAACCUCACCAAGAAGCUUCUAGAAAUCGCCAAGAAGGUCGUCGCCGUUGAGAUCGAUCCCCGCAUGGUUCUCGAGCUCCAGCGACGGUUCCAGGGCACUCCUCACUCCAAUCGCCUUACGGUUAUCCAAGGCGAUGUGCUGAAGACUGAACUUCCUUAUUUUGAUAUAUGUGUUGCAAACAUUCCCUACCAAAUAUCUUCUCCUCUCACAUUCAAGUUACUCAAUCACCAGCCUGCAUUUAGGGCUGCAAUCAUAAUGUUCCAGAGAGAGUUUGCCAUGAGACUGGUUGCUCAGCCCGGUGACAAAUUAUAUUGUCGUCUAACAGUGAACACUCAACUCCAUGCUCGAGUCUUCCACCUCCUAAAAGUUGGAAGAAACAACUUCAGGCCCCCGCCCAAGGUUGAUUCCUCUGUAGUGCGUAUUGAGCCUAGGAAACCCCGUAUUGAAGUUAAGCAAAAGGAAUGGGAUGGGUUUUUGCGAAUUUGUUUCAACAGAAAGAACAAAACACUUGGUUCGAUAUUUAGGCAGAAGAGUGUGAUCUCCUUGCUUGAAAAGAACUAUAGAACUGUGCUGGCGCUGGGACUUGGACCAGUAGAUUCCUCGAAGGAAUCAGAUACCAAAAUGGACUUUGCUAGUUUUGGUGAUGAUCAAGGUAUGGAGAUGGAUGAUGAUGGAGCAGAUGAGGAUGAAAUGGAAGUUGAAGAUGGGGAAGCAGACGAGGUGCAAUCUGAAUUCAAGGACAAGGUUUUGGCUGUUCUGAGGGAGGGAGAUUUUGAAGAAAAGAGGUCGUCCAAGCUCACAUUACAGGAAUUCCUAUACCUGCUUUCUCUGUUUAACAAAGCUGGCAUACACUUCUGCUGA
Sphenostylis stenocarpa is the source of this 1050-nucleotide messenger RNA. Lineage: Eukaryota; Viridiplantae; Streptophyta; Magnoliopsida; Fabales; Fabaceae. The record is from the annotation of a GenBank genome assembly.